Messenger RNA from Micropterus salmoides (largemouth bass), 2277 nucleotides. RefSeq names its product tuftelin 1a (gene tuft1a). The record is from RefSeq and is a predicted model, not a curated record. NCBI's taxonomy places the organism in Eukaryota, Metazoa, Chordata, Actinopteri, Centrarchiformes, Centrarchidae. The coding region runs from base 193 to 1350 and encodes 385 amino acids. Gene Ontology annotation, biological process: intracellular signal transduction. The transcript is spliced from 12 exons. Gene Ontology annotation, cellular component: intracellular anatomical structure.
GUGCUGAGAGGUAGAGAGAGAGAGACGGGAGGGAACAGACACAUGAAUAUACCAGGCUGAACACUGAUAACAGCAGCAGCUACUGUGGAGAGGCACCGGAAAGUUCUUCCAGCUGAGCUUUAUAUAGCCUAGAUUUCGCUUAUAUUUAUUUAUUUGUUUGUGUGGGGGGUAUUUAUUAUAUCUUUGUUAAAGAUGAACGGGGUGACGAGAAGUCUGUGCACAUUUGAGGACAUCAGAAAUCAAGAAUAUGGGGAGCGGUGCAGGCGACUGCGGCUCACUCUGCACAACCAGAACCAGGCAGCCGGGAGCACAGAGCAGCACAGUAACAAGCCAAUUGGACGAGCGUUUGCACUUGUGCAGCCAGCCAGUGACAGGACAUCUCCAAUCCCCGAACCGGUCAAAUCUACAGAGGAGCAGGUGGAGGUUAUCAAGGUUUAUCUAGAGGCCCGCAAGCAAGAGCAGCAGAAACACCAGGAGAGCCUGAAGAUGCUGUCAGACGAAGUUUCACAGAUACAGGAGGUGAGGUAUUGCCUGAAGACACUGCGGGAGCAAAUGGCAGCCAAAAACAAGCCGCUCACAAACGGGUGGAAAGUCAGUGUUCCCUUCAAAAAGAGCAGCUCGUCUGCACACAAGGGAGAAUCUAAAUCUGACGGACAGGAAGCAGAUGAAGAAGCAGAGAGAAACAAGCUGAGGGAGGUCAGCAAGCGCUUAUAUGCACAGCUCCAGGAAGCAGAAAAGAAGCACCAAGAGGAGAAAGAGAGGCUGCAGGCUGAAGGCAGCAGGCUGAGGGAGCACCUGAGUGACCAGGAGGAGAAGUUGAAGACCACAGAAGAAGCAAGCAUGAGGAAAGACGUACGCAUAGAAGAGCUCCAGAGGUUGCUGGGAGGGAUGGAGCAGGAGAGCGCCACCCUGCGGGAGGCAAUCCGCAACCGCGAGGAGGAACUCCGCGAACUGAGCAAGCUCAGACAGGAGGGCCAGAAAGGGGAGCAGAGGGCUGAGCAGUUGGAGAAGGAGGUGGCUGUUCUCAAAGAAAAGAUCCACCAUCUGGAUGACAUGCUGAAAAGCCAGCAAAGGAAAGUCAGACACAUGAUUGAACAGCUCCAGAACUCCCGCAUGGUGAUCCAGGAGAGGGACCGCGUGAUCAGAGAGCUAGAGGAGAAAGUGGCCUUCUUGGAGGCUGAGAACCGAGAGAUGCAUGACCAGAUGGACUACUUCCUGGGAGGACAAAGGUCAAAUUCCUACCUUUCAUCAGAGCGCAACCCCCAGAUCGUCUAUAGUAAACCAAUCAAGCCGUCCACCUCAUCUAACAAACCACUCCCUUUCAUCAAAGUAAUCGAGAUCAAGUCAUGAAGCGACUGCGCUGCCAAACCUUUUCAACGCAGACUGAAGCCAAACAGCAACACAUCUGAUGGCAUGGAUAUUUAGGGUGUCAGGGCUGAGCUUCCUGGACUUUCUUAACUACAUCAGCACUUCCACUGAAGCGUUUUAACCCCACUUUUGAAGGAAACUGUGCUGCCUUUGGCGGCACACUCACAUUAAGGCUAGCUGUGUCUGAGCAUGUGGAUUAUGAAUGAGUGUGUGUGUGUGUAUGUCAACUUUAAUGUAAAUACAUUGAGCGUACUGAUUCAGGUGAUGUGCAUUUGAAGUUUUACAUUCUGUUUGCAUGUGUUUCCUUGUACUGCCCUGUUCUGAUAGAUUUUUUAACCUUUGAGUUUAUGACAUUGGCGUUGUUUUAUCAAAACAGAAUUGUUGAGCAAAGUGCAGGAAGGUAGAGCUUUUGCCAAAGUGAGUUAUGACAUUGUAGUCCAUAUACAACAGUAAUGUAGCAAACAUAGGUAACUAAACUAAAGGUUUCAUGAAAAAAAUCAUUAACCUCAUGAUCUAGAUCCUGUGUGCUUGCCCUCAUUAGUCACUCACCCAUGACUCUGUUCACCUUGCUGAGUGAAUGGUAUGAUACUUUAAACUAAAUAAUUACUGUAGCCUAUGUAAGGUCAAUAUCUGUGAUGAAAAGAGCUGUUUUUAAAUAAAUGUUUUUUUAAGCUAACACUAUAGCACAUUAUGAAACGGUGAGGAAGCAGUACAAAUGACAAUGUCGGAUGAUGAGUCUCCUCGGUUUGUAAAUAUUAAUUAAUGAAUUUCUGCCUAACAACUUUUCUGUUUUAUUUAUUUAUAUUAAUGAACCUCUUGACAGAUUGUGUGAUAGAUUUUUUUUAUGAAGUUCAUUCUAAUCUAUUAUCUGUGUUUGUGGUUUUCAGAAUAAAUUACUGAAAAUUAAAA